AUUUUGGCUGAAGCGGAAGCAGCUACCAGGUCUGUGUGCAGGAUGAAGAUGACGAUGAGGUGCGAGAAAAACGUUUAAACUACAUAAUGCUGUGAUAGACAGAGGGCUUUUGCCGAACAGCAGCAUGAAGACGGUAUUUGUAACGGUCGGUACCACGAGCUUUGAUGAAUUAAUUAAAAGCGUCACGUCUUCUGAAGCCGCACAGGAAUUAAAGGCUCGUGGAUAUGAGCGUUUGGUUCUUCAGGUUGGAAGGGGAUCUUUUCUGCCAGAUGAUGACAGCUGCCCACAACUCAGACUGGAGGUUUUUCGAUUUAAAGACUCGAUUGCUGAAGACAUGAAGAAGGCUGACCUCGUCAUCAGCCAUGCAGGAGCAGGAAGUUGUCUGGAGGCUCUUGCUGCCGGCAAACCCCUGCUGGUCGUAGUCAAUGACAAGCUGAUGGACAACCACCAGCUGGAGCUGGCCAGACAGCUGCACGUGGACAACCACCUGUUGUACUGCACAUGCAGCACCCUGACAGAAAAGCUGAGAAACAUGGACCUCUCUGUUCUGCAGCCUUUCCCAUCUGGACAGCCAAAGAACUUUGCAAACUUUUUAGACAAAGCUCUCGGAGUUAAAUAAAACUGUUAUUAAACAACACAGUUAAAUAUCUGUUGAACUCAAGUGUGAUGAAUAUUAGAUAAUUAGGUUGUUGAAUAAUGUCAUUGUAUAUCACAACUGACAUUGUUUUAUAUUUUUAUAUGCAUUAAUAAAAAUAAUAUGUGCUCAAUU
Messenger RNA from Melanotaenia boesemani (Boeseman's rainbowfish), 769 nucleotides. RefSeq lists its product as uncharacterized. Gene Ontology annotation, molecular function: hexosyltransferase activity. Bases 125 to 619 code for a protein of 164 amino acids. The record is from RefSeq and is a predicted model, not a curated record. Gene Ontology annotation, biological process: dolichol-linked oligosaccharide biosynthetic process. The transcript is spliced from 4 exons. Lineage: Eukaryota; Metazoa; Chordata; Actinopteri; Atheriniformes; Melanotaeniidae.